UUUAUUUUUGCCUUGUUUUGAUUUCGCGCGACGUAGCCGCAUUUAGCAUCCACAUCCACGCUGGCCAUGGGGCACUGACCAUGCCCAUAAUUGAAUUAGCGGCCCUGAUUGAUUGACUGUUCCAAGAUGCAGCAGCAGAUGACCACAAGACCGUAUGCCCUGAUCCUGAUCCUCCUGCUGCUGGCCACCGUCGCGGCCAGCGGUCAGAAGCAGUACUCCAAGGCGAGGAAGCUGGAACUGAGGGAGGAUGUGCGCCGCAUGUUCCAACAUGCAUACGAGGGCUACCUGCGACACGCCGCCAAUUACGACGAGCUGCGUCCUCUGACCUGCGACGGUCACGACACCUGGGGCAGCUACUCCCUGACCCUGAUCGACGCCCUGGACACGCUAGCCACAAUGGGCAACUUCUCGGAGUUCCGGCGCGUUGCCCUGUUGCUCGAGGAGAAGAUGAACUUCGACAGGGACAUCAACGUGUCUGUGUUCGAGACGAACAUUCGCAUCGUUGGCGGCCUGCUCUCGGCGCAUCUGCUCUCCAAGCGAGCUGGCAUCGAGCUGGAGCAGGGAUGGCCCUGCCAGGGACCUCUGCUCCGACUCGCCGAGGACGUGGCCCGGCGUUUGCUGCCCGCAUUCGACACAAACACGGGCAUGCCGUACGGCACGGUGAAUUUGCGCUACGGCGUGCCCAAGGGAGAGACCUCCGUGACGUGUACGGCGGGCGUGGGCACCUUCCUCAUCGAAUUCGGCACCCUGAGCCGGCUAACCGGCAACAGCAUCUACGAGGAGGUUGCCAUGCAGGCGGUCCAUGCCCUCUGGGCCUAUCGCUCGCCCAUUGGGCUCUUUGGCAACCAUAUCGACGUGCAGAGUGGCCGCUGGACAGCCCUAGACUCGGGCAUCGGAGCGGGCGUGGACUCCCUGUUCGAGUAUCUCGUUAAGGCAUCCGUGCUGCUAAAUCGGCCGGAGCUCUUGGAACUAUUUCAUGAGGCACGUGCGGCCAUCGACAAAUACAUGCGCAAAGAGGACUGGUACGUGUGGGUGGGCAUGAACAAGGGCCACGUCACCCUGCCCGUUUUUCAGUCCCUAGAGGCCUUCUGGCCCGGCAUCCUCAGCAUCAUUGGCGACACGGAGCCGGCACUGCGCACCAUUUCGAGGUACAUUGGUGUGUGGAAGAAGUACGGCUUCCUGCCGGAGUUUUACAACAUCGCGGCGGGAGAGGCAUCGCCGAAUCGGGAGGUCUAUCCCCUGCGGCCGGAGCUGAUCGAGUCGGCCAUGUACCUCUACCGGGCCACAAAGAAUGAGUACUUGCUGGAGCUGGGCGAGCACAUGCUGGAGACGCUCGAGUUUAGUGCGAAGACCAAAUGCGGAUAUGCAACGAUCCGCAAUGUGGUCACCCAUGAAAAAGAGAAUCGCAUGGAGUCGUUCUUCCUGGCCGAAACGAGCAAGUAUCUUUAUCUCUUGUUCGACGAGGAAAACUUCCUGCACAACGAUGGCUCUGGCGGCGAGCUACUGUCCACCGAGGAUGAUGUGUGCGUGGUGCAGGCUGGUGCCUACAUUUUCAACACAGAGGCCCACCCCAUGGACAUGUCGGCAAUCCACUGCUGUCACGCCAACAAAGAGGACAUAUACGCCUCACUGGACCUGCAGCGCUUCAGUCCACGGGCGAUCUUCGAGAGAAGCAGGGAGCGCCAGGUGACGGCGCAGGAGCAAUGGAUGCCGCAGUGUCAUCCGGAGAACUACGAAUAUUAUUACAAGGAGCCGGAGCCGAAUAUACAGGGGCAGGCACAAGAAGCAGGAAGGGCAGGAGCAGCCACCACCACCAUGGCCGUGGACAUUGAGGUGUUCGAUGAGUUUCAGCAGCCCGCCGGCGAUCUUCUAGUGAGCAACUUCGAGCGGAUACGCGAGGAGCGGGAGCUGAACGAGAGCCUGCAGAGAUCAGAGGUGCCACGUAAUCAGUUGACCGUCAGUGAUCUGGACGAGUUCUUUGCCCAGCGGCGGGAGAAUUUCGCCAGCGCCUCCGACGCAUUUAACUAUGUGCAGGCCUUCAUGGGCAACUACACGAUGGACGUGGCCUUCAUCCGAGGCCUGCAGCUGUACGAUGGCAAUGUCAGUAGUGUCCUGGGCACAGGUGCCCAAAAGGAGUACGAGUCCCGCAUGAGAUCUCUAUGGCAGCUGUACGAACUAGAGCAGCAGUUUGCGGCCAAUAUCCGGCUGAUCCAAGGCUUGGGUUUGCUCACUUUUCAGGCGGACAGUGAGCGGAUGCGCAGUCGCUUGGCGGAGAUGUUGGACAGCCUGGAUAGGCCAGCGCACUUGGAGGAGGAGCAGGAUGCGCAGGAUCUCCAGGAACUUCAGCCGAGAGUGGUCAAUUCUUCGUCGUCGUCGCCCCAGUUGGGUAAUAUUAGAGAAGUAAUUAUACAGGCGCGCAAUGCCUAUGCCUUGGCCAUGGUCAAUGCCACGGCGAUGCAGGAGUUCGCCAUCCGCAUCUACUUGAGUGGGACCGCGGAGGCCGGCGUUCGCAUUCACCCGCUGCUGGAACCCGCCGAGCUGGUGCAGGAGGAACGGAUGAGACCUCUGAAGCUGGCGGAGGAGCGGGCGCUCUUCAGCUAUGCCCGGCGAAUAGUGGACUUUCGGAAACGAAUGGCUGACACAGUGGACCGGCUGCAAACGCUCAUGCAAGACAUUCCGCCGGGCAAGAGUAAAGAGACAGAUACUCAAGCCACCAAGGCGGAUGCGUCCACUGUUUACGCUCAAACGGAAGCCAAGCAGAAGGCGAAGAAGUUGGAAACGAAGAAGCAGCCACAAACCCAGAUUAGAAAGGAGAAGCUGACGGAGGAGGGCUCAGGAUCGGGAUCGGGACAAGAGGAGUCCGGCGGCUCAGUGUGGUCACAGUUUGUGCAGACCAUACUGCGCAAGACCACAGUGCAACGGGUCAAGUUCGACGAGGACGUGCUGCUGGAGAAGACGCGCAAGGCGCUGGAGAAGCACGCCCGCAAGGAGCUGCCGCACCACCUGUUCGCCUGCCACCGGCCCCAGUACAUUGAGGGCUUCGCCUAUCGGGACUUCUACCCGGAGGCGCUGUAGUUUCCCUUGCAACCAACACCUCGACAACUAAACACGACUGAUCUGUAGAUAUAUGUAUGUAGUUAGUUACGGGGGUAUUCGCUUUGGUGGCUGGCCAACCACAAAGACAAUUCUCACUGAACUUUCAUUUCCAAUCUUCUCGAGGUUUCAUUGAAUAGCGUUUGGUGAACGUGUUUGAAGCAGAUAUACCUCAACCUCGAAGGAUGACCAUCAUUCUCAAACAGUUCCCCAGAAUGUUAACGAUCAUUAUACUUUUAGAACUGGACAUAUUAAUAGGAUUGUCAUAUGAUUUAACACUGGACAUGCAUUUGUUUGGAAAACAUAUCUAGUUUAAUGUAUAAACAAUUUUUUUAUUGUAGUUUUAGAUCUGAUACUAUUUAUAUAUCCAACAGAAAAAUUAACAAAAAGUUCUUAAAAGCGGUAAUACUCUUCCCAUAUUACCCGUAUUUAAAUAUAAGUUCAAUUAGAUUAUUAUAUUAAAUUUUGGUUUUUUAAAGUUGA
Drosophila gunungcola (fruit fly) is the source of this 3576-nucleotide messenger RNA. RefSeq names its product ER degradation-enhancing alpha-mannosidase-like protein 2 (gene Edem1). Gene Ontology annotation, cellular component: endoplasmic reticulum; membrane. The coding region runs from base 127 to 3075 and encodes 982 amino acids. The transcript is spliced from 3 exons. NCBI's taxonomy places the organism in Eukaryota, Metazoa, Arthropoda, Insecta, Diptera, Drosophilidae. Gene Ontology annotation, molecular function: calcium ion binding; mannosyl-oligosaccharide 1,2-alpha-mannosidase activity. The record is from RefSeq and is a predicted model, not a curated record. Gene Ontology annotation, biological process: endoplasmic reticulum mannose trimming; carbohydrate metabolic process; mannose trimming involved in glycoprotein ERAD pathway.